UUUCCCGAGGUGGGGGCCGGUACUAUAAGAGAGAGAGGCGAAACUCGCUUCCGCGCCUGAUUAUUUCGCUCGCGCGCGAUACGGACACCACACGCGCUUCGGUCGCGCAACGGUUUUUGUCCCCCCCCCCUCUCGCUGGACGUUCGAAGGGAUGGCGGGAGCCACCAAGAGCAGCCGGGCGCUGCUUCUACUCUGCGCACUGCUCUACCUGGCGCACCUCAGCUCAGGCAACUCUGAAGUAAUGAAAGCAGUCAACAUUACCUGGUCAUCCACCAAUUUUAAGACAAUACUACAAUGGGAGCCCAACCCAGUCAACUAUUUUUAUACAGUUGAAAUAGAUGGGGACCGAUUAGUUCGGAAGAAGAUAUGCAUUCACACUUCAGCAACCGAAUGCGAUGUUACAAAGGCGCUGAAGGAUGUAAAAGAUGUCUACGUUGCUCGCAUAUAUUCUGAAGUGCCAAACAGGGACCCUGAUGAUUUUGAUAUCCCGCCUUAUGAAGUAUCUUCAGAGUUUAUACCUUACGCCCAAACUGAGAUUGGCGUGCCAACAAUUAAAAGUUUUGAACAAAAAGAGAGAACUUUGAAAGUGGAGAUAGCAGAUCCUCUAACGCCUUACAGAUUUGAAGGAAAUGGAAGCUUUCGAAGUAUUAGGGACAUAUUCAAAGAUGAUCUAGAAUACACACUGUACUAUUGGAAAGAUCAAAGUACAGGAAAGAAAUCGGAAAAAACAAAAAGCAACCUCUUUGAAAUCAGUAUCGACAAAGAGAAGAACUACUGCUUCUAUGUUCAAGCUACUGUUCCGUCACGCUCAACAAACCGUAGCAGUCAAAAAAGCAGUGUAAAAUGUACUAGUGUUAGAAGAGACGAGCUGGAUGGUCUUGAAUUAGAAGUAAUUCUUAUAAUAGCAGCUGUUGCGGUUGGAGUCAUUGCUCUAAUUAUUAUUUUAUCUGUGGUUGUAUAUAAAUGCACAAGAUCAAAGCCUGCAGCAACAAAAAAAGAGAGUGUGCCCCUAAAUGCAUAAGGGGGAGAAACACUAAAGACAAAUCGGCGUUAUUGCUACAAAGGUGACAGCUCAGUCAGUAGAGCAUGGGACUUCUAAUCUCAGGGUUGUGGGUUCAAGCCCCAAGUGGACAAAAUAUUCCUGCAUUGCAAGGGGUUGAACUAGAUGACCCUUGUGGGUUCCUUCCAAUUCUACGAUUUUAUAACUCCAUAAGAAAUUCUACCCGUGGAAGCAAUAAACACAGACCCUUCAAUCAAGGGGCAUUUGUUGUUUCUGUGAAACAUUUAUAGUUAAAACACUAUUUUAAAAACCUGUUUUAUUCGGCAGCAACUGUGAUAACUUGUUUUAAAAUGUGUUAGCUGACAGAUAUGGUGAAAAUACUACUGUUUCUUUUGCACUUUGGGUGUAUAUUUAGAUCGGUGGUUCUGGGUACAUUAGCUGGUACGGGUUAUAAGAUGCUGUAAGUGUAAGGAAAGUGUUUUACACUCUUGCCAGACUUUAUAUAAUGUGUUAUGGUGCGAAUAACAUAGAACAUUAGAAUGUUCCAGAUCCAGGUAUGUGCUGUAAAGUUUGAAAGUUCUGAAACUGACCCCAAAGUUGAUGACCAACAUUAUUGGCAUCCGCCUUGAAAUACCUGAAUACGUACAGGAUGUCAUACCUGUUAUGUAUCAGGAUUUAGCACUUUAAAUUUAUACUGAUUAUUAACUGCGGGACAGAGACAAAAUUAACUAUUUAAAAUGCUGUAUGUCUAUAAACAAAGUUGAUGUAAUUUGAGAUUCUUUGUGUUACUAUGUACAAUCAAUGUUAUAUUUAUGAUUUUUAUGAAUGGGUGUUUAUUUUUGUAUAUAUUGCACUAACUUAUUAUAUCUAAUUUUUACAGAAAUAAAGGUAAAUGGGAAUAAUGGAAAAUUCUUGUUUCUUGAAUGGAGGGAGGGUUUUUCAUCGCCAGAUGCUAAAUGAUUAUGGCUUAACGGCAUGUUACUCAUCACUGUACAUUUAAUCUCAACAAGGGCUCCACUUGCAGGCUUACUGCGGAAAUGCAUGGGUUGCAUACAAGUCUAUUUCUACUCUGGGUAGACCUACUGAAAUUAAUGAACUGAAGUUAGUCAUGCCCAUUAACUUCAAAGAGUAGGACUAGCAUUGGAUAGAACCACAUAUAUAAUUAAAAUAGAGAAUAGAACAGAACCAGAAUAACAAACUUGGCUGUGAUUUGAUUACUGUAACAGAUGGAUUCUCCCUUUUUUAGUGGUAUAAUAAAAAAACUGCUGGCACAUUUGUAAAGCUAAGCAGGGUCCAGUAAGGUUUCAAAUUGGAUGGGUGACUCUAUGUUGAGAUUCCUGCAUUUCGGGGGGUUGAACUAGAGGACUCUUGUGGUCCCUUACAGGUCUAUGAUUCUAUAUCCUUGCACUAUGAGCCAGCUCUGCUUUUGGCACUGAAGCAGUACCAACCUGAAGUGCAGCAGGGGACACCACAGAGAUCAGGAGAAAUCACGCACAGGCAAACAGAUGUGUACAUUUACAAAAAAGAGAGAGACCAAAGUGGAACAGCUCUUCCCCAGUUCCUCCCACUGACAAUCCCUCCCCUUUUAAGCCUAGUACAUCUGACCCAAAGGAACAGUUCCCCAAACCUUAUUAACUACCCUGCAAUAAAAAUUUAUAGAGCACCAACAAUAAAAUGCCAAAGGAAACUGCCUUCAACAAAGUCAGGCCAAGGUCAAAGUUCAUCCAGCCGCAGAUCUCUCCUUGACAAGGGACACCUCCAGUCCUACGCAGAUUUUUUUAAAAGCAGAUUUUCCAGCUGCACAAAUAACCUGGCAGUCACCCCACACUAAAAACAAAUGGACACAAACUUUGCUCCCUGCUUACACCCUGUAUCAGUAGUGGUUUCUCCAUAGGAGUCAGUAGUUAUUCUCUACUAACUAUACUGUCACCAACAGGACAAUCCAAUGGCCACUGCAGUUUACAGCAUAGCUGUAAAUAUUGGUCAUUGAGUGUAUGUGCUCCAUGCCUUGAGGAACAAAGUCAAAUUCUUUGCAGGGUUGCCAAAUUACAGGGUUGCCAAAUUACAACACAUAGCAGAACACUGCUAUGAUUCUUGCUACCAUAGUGCCAUUGACUGAAUGGGACAUCAGACCAACUGAGGCUUUGCACUAGUUGUAGAAGGAACACAGGGUGCAAGAUUGGCCUAAGUUGCAAAACCAGGAGUAGUUUAAGGCUAUUUACAGAGAUGUGACAAAGCAUUAUGUGCCUGAUGAUGAAGUAGAAGCAGCAAUGCAUUAACAGCAUAUCCUUGCACCUGUUGAUACAAAACACCCUAAACAAGCAAAUUUUAUACCUAUGUUUUGCAAUGUGGAACUUUAUAUUUCCUUGGGUGUGUUUAAUAACUAAUUGUUGCUGCCAUGUUGGCAUUCAUAUAAAUCUAAAACCUUGUUUAGGAGCAGCAGUUUCAUUAGUGUGUCACUAGCCACAGUAGAUGACAGGCAGGCUGCUGCCAAAAUGCAUAUAAUGAAAAGAAUGUGAUUAUGAGCUUAAGUUGGAACGUGGCUCAUGUGACCAUUUAGGACAAAGAGCUUAUGACGUUGCACAAACCUCUCUCACACACAAACAUUUCAAGAUUACCAGGCUACUGCAUUUCUGUGGCUUAAAUCUCUCACCUACCUCAUAAUCCUGAUGCUGAAGUGAUGACCAGUUCAGCCGGCGCAUGGUACAAAAAAUGCUAUUAGACCAAAUAGUUUUGAUUUGGUUGGGGGGGAUUAAAGUUUCACAGAUCCCUAAUGACUUGGUACAACUGAACUGUUCCCUUGCAUCAGUUGAAUUGGCUUUGCAGACAGCUCUUUCCCAGGUUGAAGCUCUCAAGCUGCACACAUAGUCUUCAUAAUAAAAUGAAAAAAAUCAAGGCAAUCUCACCCACCUGGAAAUUCAAGCCCUCUUCCUGCCACCUGAAGAGGGUCAGCCAAAACUGGAGACUUGGAGGUAUAGCAACCCUGUUUCUUGUACUGUAACUUUUAUGGGCAUAUUGGAUCCCAUUUUAUUUCCUCAAAGUCCAUCUAAAAACAGAGAGGGUGUUUGACAGAUUUUCCAAUAAGAGUUACACAGUCAUGGACCACCACUAAGAAGACA
Molecule: messenger RNA, 4119 nt
Organism: Zootoca vivipara (common lizard)
Lineage: Eukaryota; Metazoa; Chordata; Lepidosauria; Squamata; Lacertidae
Source: RefSeq, a predicted model, not a curated record